UGCAAUGUAUGUGAUCAUCAUGUUUUUGUGAGGCUUUUGUGAAUUUUCAUUUAAAAAGAAAAAUAAAAAGAAUACUCAGGAUGUCUUACAUUCCCUCUUAUUUAUUUAAAAAUGUGUUCAACGUACUUACAACGUCCUUCUUCAUUUUAUUACUUCGUGCCACUUCCUUUCUGUAUGCCGCGUGCAAUGAAUUUAAUUUACCUGCCGCUCACGUACCGUACCACCUGAAUCGUCUUUCGCAUGAUGCUGCUGCGGUGGGGGCGGGAGCAUGUUGGGGGUAUGAGGAUGGCUGUGACUUGGAGAGGAAUGCCUUCUCCAUGCCUGUGUGUCCAGGAGAGCAUUCCACGUAUGUUAAGGAUAAAGAGACGCAGCUUAGAACGUUCUUUAACCAGGCUGAUUUUGGCUUUAUUCGACAACAAAUCCGUGAGCAGACAAUCAUGUGUGAGCCACUCUUCCAAGGAGAUUCAUCCCUCGAGUGCUCAAAGUACCUGCGCUUCUGCAGUGGAAGGAACAUCAUGAUCAAUUUCACAGAUUUUCUGCAUCGUCGUGAGCCUGUUCGUUACCACAUGGAUGUCCUCAAGGAAGGUGAAAUUGCAGGGCACUGCAAACUUCACAAAGAAGUCCUAGAAGAUGAAUUAGGGCACCUGAGCCCCUUGCAGUCGUGGGCACCAGAAUUACGCUUCUUCCGUGAAUUACCUCAACGUCCCAUUGACAGUGGGAUGUGCGACGUGGUCGUGACACAACCUACAGUUCUGCUCAAAUUAGAUGCCAGUGUUAACAUGUACCAUCAUUUCUGUGAUUUCUUCAAUCUCUACGCAAGUCUCCACGUGAACACAUCCAAUGGGCAGGGCUAUGAUCCUUUUGGACGUGACCUGCAGAUCCUCAUUUGGGAGACCUACAAGUACAUGUCACCAUUUGCAGAAACCUUCGAAGCGUUCACGAAGAAUCCCCUUUGGGAUUUAAAUACUUUCCGGGGGAAAACUGUGUGCUUCAAGAAUUUAAUGCUACCACUUCUACCUCGAAUGAUUUUUGGGCUCUUCUACAAUACCCCAAUUAUCCAAGGCUGUGAAAAAAGUGGACUAUUUCGUGCCUUUUCCGAAUUCAUUCUUCAUCGCCUUGAGGUGCCUUUCUAUGAGAGAAAUAAUUCCAAAAUAAGACUAACUUUCCUGUCGCGUGGUACAAAGUACCGCCGAGUGCUGAACGAAGAGGAACUCCUGGAACGCCUGAAUGAGGAUGCGCGUUUUGACGUGCAAAGUGUCAGCUAUGGGAGUCAGAUGAACUUCCGGCAGCAGUUGGAGAUCACCCGGAAUACGGAUUUGUUUAUUGGGAUGCACGGAGCGGGACUAACGCACAUCCUCUUCCUGCCCAAUUGGGCGACAAUCUUCGAGCUGUACAACUGCGAAGAUCCAACAUGUUACCUCGACCUUGCCCGCCUCCGGGGGGUCAACUACAUUACGUGGGAAAAGCCAGAGAAGCUACAAGCUGAGGAUGAUGGUCGUGGCUCCGGCAGUGGGGGUGCCUAUGCCAAAUUCACAAACUACUCCUUCGAUGUGGAUGAAUUCAUGCGAUUGGUUCACAAAGCAGCGGACCACGUUGAGAAGCAGAAGGAAUUUAGGGAUCUUGUGAAGAAAUAUCUUCCAGAAAAUCACCAAGAACUUUGAACUGUUGGCGUUUUGUUGAGUUUAAAAAAAAAUGAAAGUUAAUUUUGUGAUAAGAGAAGUAUUUUAACGACCACAGCUUUUGAUAAUAAAAUUGAAAUCUCACGAGACAAUUCGCAUUUUCUCACUCCUCCUCUUUUUCUUACUUUUAAUUUUUUCUAUCGUGUGGUUUAUGGGGGGAAAAUCAGGGGGCUUGACAAAAUGUAACCUCUUAGAUAAGAUACAAAAUUGAAUAAUUUGUUUUAUUGAAGAGGUUUUGUUUGAAUUUAUUUAUUCUUGAUAAAAAGAAAUUGAAUGGAAAAUGAUGAAAUGAAUGGAAAAUAUUUGAAGUAAAAAAAAAUUCUAUUUUUUCAUCUUUAUUAUUCAAAAAAAUGUAUAAUACAUAAUUUUCUCACAUUUUAUGUAUUGGCAAAUGUAAAGAUUUUUUUCUUUGAUUUCUUUUUCUUGUAAAAUCUCUUGAGGCCAUACAAAAUUCAGUUUUUUUUGUUGUAACCACUUGCACUCUCAAUUUCUUUGCAAUCACUCCCACGUGCUCCUUUCGUGCUGUCCUUAAAAAUUAAUGAAACUAACUUUGAACUCUGGAACAAGAUUAAAUCGGUUAAAUAUUUUCUUUUCAUUUUUUUUUUAAAUUUAUUUCAUUCACAUUUUAUUGAAGGUUUUUUUCAGUAACAUUUUUGGUUCACUAAUUUUUAGUUACUCCACUAAAAGUUUUCUUUCUUGUUUAAUGUUAUAUAAAAAAUAUGAAGUAUAGUUUAUUUACAGAUCUUAUAGCACUUUUUGUACAGUUUUAUUGAUUUUAUUUUGAAUUUUUAUUUAUUUUUUAUUUGGAGGAGUUAGGGUGGGAUGUAAAUAAUUUUCUUUGUUUCUCUUGUGUAUAGUUUCAUUGUAUAUAAUUCUUUAUUCUUUUAAAAAAAUAUUACAGAAUUUUUUUUCAAUAUGGUUUUUGUCUUAGGUGAUGUUGUAUAGUUUUUCUUUUUUAUCUUUUGGUAUAUCCUUUUUUUACCAAUAUAGGCAACGAUUCUGCUGGAAAUCUUUUAUUUUUCUUUUUGUAUUUUUUAUAUUGGUUUAUGUGGUUCUUGUUGGAAUUAACAAUAACGUAUGAAAAAAAAGUCUGGACACAAACCGUAAGAACUAUAAAAUCAAUACAGCGGUAUUUUUUUAUUUAAAAAAAAUUCCCAAAAGAUUUUUUUUUAAAUUCGAUUAGAAUUUCAAUAUUUUCUUACUUUUUCUUUUUUU
This is a messenger RNA of Lutzomyia longipalpis, 2894 nucleotides long. RefSeq names its product EGF domain-specific O-linked N-acetylglucosamine transferase (gene Eogt). The record is from RefSeq and is a predicted model, not a curated record. The coding region runs from base 81 to 1661 and encodes 526 amino acids. The transcript has 4 exons. Gene Ontology annotation, cellular component: endoplasmic reticulum lumen. NCBI's taxonomy places the organism in Eukaryota, Metazoa, Arthropoda, Insecta, Diptera, Psychodidae. Gene Ontology annotation, molecular function: protein N-acetylglucosaminyltransferase activity.